AUGUUUUCAUUUGCUGGUUGUCACCAGUACUCGCUGCAUGACAUCAACAACAUUAAUUUUUCACUAGUUCAAAUUUUUAAGGUCGACCACGUACGUCUAGCGAACCAGUUACGUGCAUCGGCUUGUGGCGGUGAUUUUAGCAACAAUAUGGUUGACGUUGUGCUAUAUACGGACGAGCAGCCAGAGAAGCAAUCGGCUGCACGAUUCUGCUCAAAGAGGAGGAUAUCAACAGGAAGUUGCGGUGAGAGUCCGGCGAAAAUUGUACGACAUCUACGUGAUCAGUUGGAAUGUACGAAAUAUUUUCAGGAAGAUUCAGAUCUUGGAAGGUGA
Molecule: messenger RNA, 330 nt
Organism: Cooperia oncophora
Lineage: Eukaryota; Metazoa; Nematoda; Chromadorea; Rhabditida; Trichostrongylidae
Source: the annotation of a GenBank genome assembly